Molecule: messenger RNA, 1033 nt
Organism: Owenia fusiformis
Lineage: Eukaryota; Metazoa; Annelida; Polychaeta; Sabellida; Oweniidae
Source: the annotation of a GenBank genome assembly
UUCAACUUGCACUUUGUUUUUCGUGAUUUAUAGCUUAUUUGGAGUUAAUUUGAAGAAGCCGUGUUACAUCAUGGUAUAUUAUAGAGGUGCUAUGUGAGUUAUAAACAGGCAGGCAGUAAGGAGGGAAUAAUGUCAGACUUAAUAAAGGCAGGAACACCUGUGUCAGCUGGCAGACAGAUGAGUGCCAGCCUGCGUGAGAGACUAAAACGAACAAGUCGAUACUUCAAGUCACCCUCAAAUGUAAUUUCACCAGCAUGCAACAGUUCAAAUGUCUCAAGAUGCAGUGAUCGAUCCAUAGAGCCUGCACUUGGAGUCCCAACCUCAAAAUGUAACACUACAAAUACUACAAAGGGAGAUAUAGCACCUGUAGAACAUAGCCCAUAUGGUACAAAGAGGGCACGGAAAAGCCCAAGAGUGAACAAAACAUUGAGUUUUGAUACAUGUAAUAGUGAACAGAAAACAAAACAGGAUAUUCCUAAUACUGAAUUAACAUCUAAUAAAAAUGCAGUAAUUCAGGUUACUAAAGACAUAAUCAAUGAACAAGCUAACACAAAUAAAGUGCCAGGUCAGAAAGCUAGAUCUAAUUUAAAUCAAGAACAUUCACCUAUUUAUAGUGCAGAGUCUAGACUUAAUUGUGAUAAAACUAGUGAUAUCAAAGAUGUGAUACAACUGAGGAAGCAGAAGGCUGAAAUACAAACAAGAAUCAAGGAAAAGGAAGAAAAAUUGAGAAAACUGCAAAUGGUGAAAAUGUACAGGUCCAAGAAUGACUUGACACAUAUGCAGGGAUUGGUUGAUAAAUGGAAGACCGUUUCCCAGGAUGCUCUUCUGGAGCUACACACCAUGGCAACUGAACCAAAACCUUCACUUACCAACAUUGUGGACCACUUUAACCUUGAUCAUGAGACUGUUGGCUAUGACAAAGAAGAGGAAAGUUUUGACAGCUGACUUAAGCAUGUUAUUGGGAUUCAAAUAGAACCUGUUUUUUACAGAACCUAAUUUUCAACAAAAUGUGCCAGAAGUGACUAAAAAUGCA